Molecule: messenger RNA, 1815 nt
Organism: Trifolium pratense (red clover)
Lineage: Eukaryota; Viridiplantae; Streptophyta; Magnoliopsida; Fabales; Fabaceae
Product: dihydroorotase, mitochondrial-like
Exons: 8
Coding region: 434-1474 (346 amino acids)
Biological process (GO): 'de novo' pyrimidine nucleobase biosynthetic process; pyrimidine nucleotide biosynthetic process
Cellular component (GO): cytoplasm; chloroplast
Molecular function (GO): dihydroorotase activity
Source: RefSeq, a predicted model, not a curated record
CUCUCACUGCUCUCAAUCUCUCUCCCUCACCUCGCCGUAACGCCGUUCAAUCUUCCGCCGCAGCCGCACCACUGCUCAGCUCACCGCGCCGCACCACACCGCACCGCACUCACUCUUUCUCUUCGUCUCGUUUCAGUGUGAAACUACUAUUGAACCCAUAGCAAAUAUUUAAAAUUACAAGAAAACCUCUCCAGUUUCCCUUCCAUAGCACAGCACGCGUAUACUACUCCUCCUUCACACUCAGCAAACGCGAGCGAGAACGGCAAGUUCAAUCGCAACCACACCGCACCACCUUUCACCGUCGACCGUCGCAACCCACCGCCACCGUCUGUACUCUAUUCUCAGUGCAUAUACACCCCACACCGCCACAGAAGUGAUUAAGGCCGACGGAGGAGACGUAACCAGUGGUGGAAGCAACAGCGUAGACAGAAAGAUGGAGAUAACUAUUACUCAACCUGAUGAUUUUCAUCUUCAUCUUCGUGAUGGUGCACUUCUUGAAGCUGUAACCCCUCACAGUGCAAAGCAUUUUCAAAGAGCUAUAAUUAUGCCCAAUUUGAAACCACCUAUCACUACCACAUCUUCUGCUAUUUCUUAUCGUGAAUCCAUUUUGAAAGCAGUACCCAAAACUUCCAAUUUCACUCCUCUCAUGACACUUUACCUCACUGAUGUUACAACCCCACAUGAGAUUCAACUUGCAAAAAAAAGUGGAGUUGUUUAUGGUGUGAAGUUAUAUCCUGCUGGUGCUACAACAAAUUCUCAAGAUGGUGUUACAGAUCUUUUUGGAAAUUGUUAUUCUGUUCUUGAGGAAAUGGUUGAGCAAGGUUUACCAUUAUUGGUUCAUGGAGAGGUUACAAAUCAAGAAGUUGAUAUUUUUGACCGGGAAAAGGUCUUCAUUGAAACAGUUUUAGAGCCUUUAAUUCAAAAGCUUCCACAGUUGAAGGUUGUGAUGGAGCAUAUUACUACCAUGGAUGCUGUUAAGUUUGUAGAGUCUUGCAAAGAAGGUUAUGUAGCAGCAACUGUUACACCUCAGCAUAUUCUUCUCAAUCGUAAUGCUUUGUUCCAAGGUGGCUUGCAGCCUCACAAUUACUGUCUACCCGUGCUUAAAAGAGAGAUUCACAGACAAGCUAUUGUUUCAGCCAUCACUAGUGGAAAUAAACGAUUUUUCCUUGGAACUGAUAGUGCUCCACAUGAUAGGCGUAAAAAGGAAUGUGCUUGUGGGUGUGCUGGCAUAUACAACUCCCCGGUCGCUCUAUCACUAUAUGCAAAGGUUUUUGAAGAGGCUGGUGCACUUGACAAGCUGGAGGCCUUUACAAGCUUUAAUGGACCUGACUUCUAUGGUAUCCCCAGAAACAAGUCAAAGAUUAAACUGAGGAAAUCUCCGUGGAGAGUACCUGAGUGUCUAUCAUUUCCAUUCGGAGAUAUUAUUCCCAUGUUUGCCGGUGAAACACUUGAAUGGGAGGCAUUGCUUAUUUAACCAAUCGACACAUGCAGGCGGACGUAGGUAUGUUAUACUAGUUAGUUGGAGUUGGUUGCCUUGAUAAAUGAACCUGAUAGCUUGUACCAACUGGUCACACUCAUAAAUAAUUGCAUCCGGGCCUAGCAGAAAUGUGGGCAGAAAUAAUGAUUAAACUUUCUCCUAUUUCUUUGAAAGUUUGGUAUCUUUCAGCUUAAAUAGCUGGUUGUUGAGAUAAGAAUUUAUUUGUGCAUUAAGAAAUAUGAUCAGGCAAUUGUUUUUGUUCUAAUUUUUUUUUUAUCAGUUUGUAAGUUUUACUUAUUGUCCUCAUUUCUAUUUCACAAAUCAUUGAUGUGACUUAA